CCCAACUUUAUUUUAUAUUCAAUCUAGACUUUUCCAUUGCGAGCUCGUCCCAGCCCUUCUACAAACUCCCGCCUUCCUUCGCCGCCUCCGAAGCCGCCGUCUGCAGCUUCUCCGCCUUGACUCGCUCCGGCCGAUUCCCGCUCGCCGACUCUGCCAGGACUCGGGUCAGCUCGGCCGUGUCAGGAACUGCCUCCAGGCCGUCGCAUACCUUGAGGGCUGCGCCGAGAUCGUCGACUGGCAUGUCCGUGUUGAAGUGGUGGUCGGUCUGCAUCGGCCACGCCAGUAGCAACUCUCCGGCGACAAUCCCCUUCGGCGCCGGGUUCGACCUGCAGUGAGUCUAGUAGGAGCCCGCGAUUCGGUGGCCGACGCCUACUGCGGGGCCCAUCCGCUGAUUACGAGCCCCCUCCUCGCCGUCCGAUCCUCGAAGCCGAGUGGGAUUCCGCCGUAAUCGGACGGCUCCUGGACUGCCUUCAUGGGCUCCGUUACACUCGAUGGGCUUAGGAGCCCAAAAUGAAUUGCAUCCGUUACAAGCGAGCAACACCCCCACGGUUCAAACUUCAUACUGAAAGCAACCGCCGACUCAUCAUCUGUAGAUGCGAUUGAUUUCAACAAUAGCUUUGGCGGCGAUCGAUCCCAAGAGCUUUCGUCAUGGUCUCUCUCUCUCUCUCUGCACAAUCAAGGUUAAAUUCCAGAAUCUGAAUGUCGUAUUUCUUGUUAUUGCUAUCCAUUUCUGAUUAACGUGUCUUUCUUUAAUUGUUCAUUAUUUCCUGUUUUUUUUUUUUAAUUUUUUUUUGUUUGUCUCUCUCUUGUGAUCCGAUAACCAACCGCGUCUUUGAUUCUCCACGGAGCUGUGCCCUAAUUUGUGUCUUUUUUCCCCCGACGAGUACAGAAUCGGGAAUAAUUUUAUUUUUUAGUUGAAAUUGGCGCAAGCUCCAUCGUUUUUUGUUUUUGAUGCUAGAACUCAACUCGUGAAAUGCUCAGCCUACCCAAGCUUCGCUUGAUUUGAUUUUAUUAUAAUAGAAUCAGAGUUGAUCUGGAAUCACAUGCUGUUACACAAUAUGAAAUUAAUGAGGUACUUCUUCUACAGCCUCAUCCAUUUCUUAAUGAGCUUACUACGUCAGUCCACUAAAUUCUAAAAUUUACGUCUGCAAGUUUUGAUUGAAACCUCAUUCUUUUGGUUGCCUUCUUGAAAUCUUUUGAUCAGAGAGUCCUGUUGCCAAGGUACCAUGCCUUGAUAAGAAGUGGAUGUGCCUUAAUUCUAUUGGAUGUUGAUUAAAUUGUUGGGCAAUAAAAAUUAAGGAAGAUAAGUCUGGGGAAUUGCUUUGUCAAUUAUGUCAAUUGGAUGGUGCAAAUUAAGAAAGGUAAGUCUUGAGGGAUUGCUUAGCCAGUUAGUUGUGUAAAAUUCUGAUUAGGUUUACCUUCAAUACUUUAGCAACCAUUUGUUUCCGAUGCUUCUAUCACUGAUUUUCUCUCACAUACAAGAUAUCUGGCCGUUUUCUUCACUCAAACUUGAUGAUUUGAAAGUGUCAAAGAAAUUAGUUCGCAGGCUUCAAAUACCUGACGAAACAAAACAGUUUGUUUUUGCUAUUCAUGAGCCGGAAUCCCAAGCCAUAGUUUAUAUACUAGCUGUACAGAACUUGUCUCAGCAAUCAGCAGCAGAUGCAGAAUGUCUUAUUAAUGAAGUUCAGCCAGAAGCAGUUGUGGUACAGGUUCCUGCAUCAGCUAUGGUUGAGAUUCUAGCAGAGGAGAACAAGCCAAGGGAUGAUUUGGUGAAGUCAAUGCCAACGACUUCUUUUGGUGUUCUUAAAAGUUGCAUUGUUGACAAGAUUAAUAAAGAGAUGUAUGAGAAUAUGGCUGGGAAUUUAGUUUUGCAAGAAAUUUUUGGAAUCAGUUUUCAUGGGCAUGUUUUGGCUGCCAAAAAGGCUGCGGAGGAGGUGGGUUCCCCUUUCUUUUUGAUUGAAUCUCCACUUGUGGAUGCUGAGGAAAACCCGUCAAAUGAGUAUAAUAUGUUAAACAAGUUUCAAGCGCAAGCUUUCCUGGGAUGCAGUUUGGUUCCACAGAAAGUUGAUGCUGUUGCCCCAAGGAGAUUCUUGCUCACCAAUGAUCUCCAGUCCCAGAUGGUGAAAUCCUCGUCUUCAUAUCUCACCCGGUCUGCCUCAGAAUCAGUUCCUGUUUUGGGUAGGAAAAUUGGAGAGUUUCAAGCAAUAUGCAACUACCAAGCCCCACCAUUUGCUCAAUCUAUUUAUCCAUUAUUCACAGACUUGCAUGAUAUCUUUGUUGAUCUCCCAUCAAUUGGGAGAGCUUUGGCUUGCGCACAGAAGAUGCUUCUUGACGUGGACAAAGGAGAAACUGUGGAUGCACAAUUACUUUCUGAUGUUCGAACUUUCCAAAUUGCAGUGGAGGGGUUGAGGCUUGCACUGAACAAUUCUGCACGAUGCCCCAUCAGCGAAAUGCAAGCUCCCAACACAACUGGAAUUGAGUUCUCUGAACUGCCUAUGGAUGAUAAAUCCAAUGUUCUUUUAGCACAAGCCCUUCGAAGCCAAACAAAGAAUUUCAAAUCCAUAGUGGCCAUCGUGGAAGCUAGAAACUUAGCAGGUCUAAGGAAACAUUGGAAAACAUCAGUGUCGUGGGAGGUUGAGGAUUAUAUCAAGAAGAUAUUCACGAAAUAUGAAACGAAUGAGGAGAGCCUAGCUACUGGAAGCAUGGACUUUUUAAAGAAGUUUACAGACAAACCAAUGGUGGCAGUUGGGGCUGGAGCGGCUGCAGUUUUAGGAGCUUCAUCCAUACCCAAAGUUGUCCCCGUUUCUUCUUUCUUGAAAUUGGUUGCACUCAAAAUGCCUGUUUCAGCUAAGGUCCUUUUGACAUACACCCAGAAGGCCAUGACUCUCACACUUGGCAGAACAUUUAGCCCAUCAAGACUAGUGGCCCAUGGAAUUGCCAGUUACGGAGCCAAAACUUCUUCUGUCUUGAAGGGAUCUGCUUCUGCCCAGAAAGUCCGGGCUGUGGCUCACUGUGUUAUAGCCUAUGCUCAGAGAAACUCUUUUUCAAUCACACAGACAGCAUUUUAUGAAAUAAUGAGGAAGCGGAAGGUCCAGCCAGUUAGAUGUUUGCCUUGGACCGCAUUUGGUUGUAGUGUGGCAGUAUGUACAGGGUUGUUCAUGUAUGGAGAUGGGAUUGAAUGUGCUGCAGAAUCUCUUCCAGCUGCCCCCUCAAUUGCCUGUUUGGGUCGGGGAAUCCAAAGCCUACACCAAGCAUCGCAAGAAGUUACCAAGAGAAUAGCUCAAAGAAAACUGUAUAAAACCUAAUGUAUAGUCCCAAUAGAACACAAGGAGUAAUAAGUAUAAAUUAUUUCUCUCUUUCUGUUUUUUUGAAAUUUUCCUUCUCAAAUCUGUUCCAGAAAUUUUUGUUGCUUCGAUAAUCUGUAUGGUUUGAUAUCCUUGUACAUAUGGCCCCUUGAAUGAAAAUUUUAUUUGAAAGUCCAGAAAAA
Molecule: messenger RNA, 3487 nt
Organism: Malania oleifera
Lineage: Eukaryota; Viridiplantae; Streptophyta; Magnoliopsida; Santalales; Ximeniaceae
Exons: 2
Coding region: 1449-3305 (618 amino acids)
Source: RefSeq, a predicted model, not a curated record